This is a messenger RNA of Rhea pennata, 3218 nucleotides long. It is a transcript of the gene VKORC1L1, whose product is annotated as vitamin K epoxide reductase complex subunit 1 like 1. The transcript is spliced from 3 exons. Lineage: Eukaryota; Metazoa; Chordata; Aves; Rheiformes; Rheidae. Gene Ontology annotation, molecular function: vitamin-K-epoxide reductase (warfarin-sensitive) activity. The coding region runs from base 8 to 538 and encodes 176 amino acids. Gene Ontology annotation, biological process: vitamin K metabolic process; peptidyl-glutamic acid carboxylation. The record is from RefSeq and is a predicted model, not a curated record.
GGGUAAGAUGGCGGCGCCCGUCCUGCUGCGAGUGUCGGUGCCGCGCUGGGAGCGGGUGGCCCGCUCCGCGGUAUGCGCGGCCGGCAUCCUCCUCUCCCUCUACGCCUGCCACGUGGAGCGCGAGAAGGGCCGCGACUUCCACUACCAGGCUCUGUGCGACAUCACCGAGCGGGUCCGCUGCUCCUCUGUCCUCAGCUCCAGAUGGGGUCGAGGAUUUGGUCUGUUGGGUUCCAUCUUUGGAAAAGACAGUGCAAUAAAUCAGCCAAACAGUGUUUUUGGACUCGUGUUUUAUAUACUACAAAUGUUACUUGGUAUGACAGCAAGUGCAGUAGCAGCUCUAAUCCUCAUGACAUCCUCCAUAGUCUCUGUAGUAGGGUCUUUGUACUUGGCAUAUAUUCUGUACUUCGUGCUGAAGGAAUUUUGCAUUGUCUGCGUCAUCACAUAUUUGCUGAACUUCAUUCUCUUUAUCAUCAACUACAAACGACUAGUUUAUUUGAACGAGGCCUGGAAACGGCAACUUCAACCCAAACAGGACUAACGCCUGUUUGAACUUUUGACUGACAGUCUGAAGACCCAACUUCCAUUAAGUUUAUUUUGCAGUAAUUUUUUAUUCUUCAUAUCAGAUACUUUCCCUGAGAAUCAUAACUGAAUUUUUUAAUUAUAAAUUGGAAGGGGCCCUAGAUAAUUUUUUGUGCUAAUAUUCAAUUUAAAUGUGGUUAUGAAAGAAAGCUCUAAUACAAUCAAAGACAAGCUUUAACUUUACUUUAAAGGAGUCUUAGCCACAGCAAAACUAGACUCUCCCUCCUUCCCCUCCGCUUGUGAAGUGGUAACACUUGCUACAAGAUAUCCUGUAUAUAAAUUCAAUUUCAGGUAUAAUGAGAUGUGAUCAUGACAUUAAAUAUUCUAGAAUAGCAUUACCAUAUUUAAUGUUGCCAUGUUUACAGUAUAUGUAUUACUUUUUUUUUUAAGCUGAUGGACUUAGAUUUGACUGGGACUUAUACUGUAAAUAAAAUUAGAAAUACUGGUUUCAUCCCUGGAGAACUCACUGUACAAUCAGUUUUGUUAGCCUAGGAGGUUUCAGAGUGUUCCGCUAAGAGGUGACUGAGACGAUGGAAAGAGUGACUUCUGUAGAGAAAACGUUGCUGCACUCGCUGCUAGUGCUUUCACAAAAAUGGUAGUUGGAUUUGUUCCUUUUUUUUUCUCUCCACUAAUGAAAAUGGAAUUAAAGCUGAAACUUGAAGUAUACCUAUUAAACCACAAUUUCAUUAACUUCUGUACAGAAUGAAAAUAGCUAAAUGUGGUCAACAGAAAGCUACCAUUGGGAUAUUAUAUACAGAUUGGGGGUUGGUGUGUCAAAGAUCUCUUUGAAAUGGCUUAAUUUCCAUGCAGAGCUAUGUUUUCAUUUUAAACUGCUGUCAGACAGCCAGUGUUACUGAUGUUUGAUGUUAUGUGAAUGCUGCAGUAUAGGAUUGCAAUUUGCAGUGGAAACCACUGACUGAGUGGAAUAACCAAGCAGUGCACUGAAUAAGCAGAUACUUAAUUGAUCUUGGUCAGGAUCUUUGGCCUGUGCUAUAUUGGGAAAUGAACUUUAGGACAGAUGCACACAAGGUCCCUUGGAAGGGCAGUCUGUUUAGUGAGAUAAAUAAGUAAAUGUGCUCCUGAAAAUGAAAUGUGAUAGUGCUAUCAUUGCUCUUUCUAAUAACUAAUUAAAAAAAAAUUAAACUACAGAUUUAAGCACCUGAACAAAAUUGUAAAUGUUGUUUCUGCACUCAGUAUUCUAAGGGUGAAUGUUAAAAGUGCCUUCUGUCUUGAAAUCUUAAACCAAAUACUUUGUGUUGAACUUGGCAGGCAGAAGUGUCCUUGCUUGAAAAAUGAACAAACAAAAAGGAAAAAAAAACAGCAACAAAAUUGCUGGGAAUAGAAGGUGUUCAGAUAUCUAUUUUAGUUUUUAGACUGAGAAGUGGUAGCAAUAUUAUUUCAGUUAACUUAAAUCAAUGUGACGGAAGGCUGAUAACAUGAUCCAGAAAAGUAAAAUACUUGUGUUUCAGACUCUGACACCAAAACAAAUAGGUUUGGCUACUUUCUGUAAUUGGUGCUGUGCUGCUUUGUGCCCUUGUCAGCCUCUAAAUAUGACAAGUUCCAACUGCAUACCCAUUUAUUUAAAGAGUUAGUUUAACUAUUUUAGUUUUUUCCUUAAACAUGAAUGUCUAAGAGACACGUUGUAUUGCUAAGUGGAUUAUAAACACUAAGUUGCUGAGGAUAAACUUGACUGAAACAUGCAGUGUUCAGUAGAGAAGAUAGGAUUUUUAGACUGAACUCACAACAUAGUAUUUAAAUUACUCCUGAGGUAAUUUUCUGGUUUGUAUCCAGGAUGCAGUUGGAAACUGCUUUAUGUAUAAAGUUCUGUGGUAUGAGUAACAUCUGUUGCAUGUAACACUAAAUUACUUGUCCCUCUUGUCUAACAGUUUUAGAUGACAAUUCAUUUUGUAUUGAUCAGAGUAUAGUUAAAGCUUGUCUUGAUGUUUAGUUCUGUCUGUAAAAUGCCUUGAAUUUCGAUGUGAGGGGAGUGGACAGUGUUAAAUUGGUCCCUCAAGGCUUUGCUCUGUCCUUUUAUAAGCCUUGAGGCAAUACCGCUGUUUAAUGUGUUGUAUAGAUUUGUUUGGAUGCAUUCCUGUGAUCUACACUAAGGCAUCUUUUCAUCCAAGGAAGAGGUGAAUACGUGCUGCCUGAAAUGGUUAGUCACAGUGCUAAUACCUCAGAACAAACAGCAAUGGAGACAAAUAUAAUCAAUGAUUAUUGGUCCAAUUUCUGGUUUAAUGCACACUAAAAAAGGAGAAAAGCCCCAUCAACUGAAAGCAUAGAUGUUGGCUAACUUCACUGUGUCUUGUGCUUGUCUGUGUGGGCAUAGUUAAUUCACAUUGUUGAGUAAAAUUGUUUAGGGCCAGAUUUUCAGAGUUUGUGUCUGCAGUCCUUGUUUGUGUGCACAUGGAGAUCAAAUGAAAAAUUAGCUUGGUCUCUGGAAGAAUUUGCAGCUAUACUUUGUGCACAGUCUUGCAAAUCUGAUCCUUAAUUGUGAACUUUUUGUCUUGUGUGCUUUUCUUACAGUUACUUUUUACUGGAAGUGAUUUGCUAGAAGUGGCCCUAAUUUCUUUUUCUCUUUUGUGCUUUAGAAAUGCAGUUGGCGUGAAUAAAGGGCAAAAUAAUAUCAGCAGUAGAAA